Messenger RNA from Menidia menidia (Atlantic silverside), 4497 nucleotides. The record is from the annotation of a GenBank genome assembly. Lineage: Eukaryota; Metazoa; Chordata; Actinopteri; Atheriniformes; Atherinopsidae.
UAGAAGGCGGAGCAUCUUAUACCUCGCCCCAGCGCUUCUCCUCAAGAUGGCGGGGCUGCCAUGGAGGCCGUAUGGCAGCACUUCAAGAAUAAAAUAAUUUAACAAGGUGGUUAGCUCCCCACGAAGAGACACCUGUGUCAUAUUUAUUACUCCCAGAAGAUCGCAGUGGAGGAUGAUCAGUGGCUCUAUUCCUUAAGCUGAAUGCAUUGUGAUUUCCAAUAAUUGAGACAGUGAUUCUGAAAGCUGUCUACAUUAAUGAAAAGAGCAAUGUAGUCAGCUUAGCAUAUUCUCCUCUGGUACGUGGUCAAUACAGGGAUGAGCUUCUGCAUGUAUUCUGAGUUGAGAUAAGUAGGAUAUCAAAACAUUUUUAAAAUAAUCUGCAGUUUAUAUAGGUUUUAGCUCUUAAAUAAGAAACAAUGGAGAUAGAUGAUGUUUUGCCCCCUCUCCCUUUGGAGCCACCUGAUGAUUUUGGCCUAGACCAGGAAAGAGCACCUCCACCACCUCCCCUGCAAACGUCCAGUGACGCAGAGGUAAUGGACGUUAGCUCUGGUGGUGAUGGAUACACAUACACCCCAGGGGACGGGGAAGACGAGACACAGCAGCCCAUCAGUAAGGGCUCUCUAAGCUUUUGCACCCACCUUUCAGAUGAGCCCAAUUCCAACCCACCUUGCCCCAGAACAGCCCGCCACGCUCCCCCCGUCACCAGGUUUCUGCCAGACCUCAAGCUGCUCAGAGAUGUUAAGAUCAGCGUGAGCUUCACCGAAAGCAGCAGCAGCACCAGCAGCAGCAGUAAUAGCAAGGACAGGAAGGUUUUGUACACGGGUGAGGGGCAGGAGGCAGAGGGGGAUGAUGACAUGGCCAAUCUGAAUGGUGAACUGCAUGACAUAAGUAUGCAACAGGUAGCUGAAGGUAGCUCCGGUGAGGGCAACGCAACAGGUGGGAAGUCAGAGGAAAGUGAGGUAGACCUGGAAAACAAGGUAGAGUUUGCUGUCCUGGAUGAGUUGGAUGAAUUCUACGAGAACUUCUUGGAUCAUAAUGACGGCGAGCACAGCGACUUUAAAUCUGAAGUCAUUGUUCAGCAGGAGCAAGCGGAUGAUGAGGCUGUGACUUACUCCUAUGAGGAGGAGUUUGAUAAUGAUGUCGACGCUCUGCUGGAGGAGGGCAUGCCGGUCCCAAAGAAGAUGCGCCCUGCAGAGGAGAAAUAUGGCGGGGACAGUGAUCAUCAGUCAGAUGGGGAAGGAGGCGUUCAGCCCAUGAUGACCAAAAUUAAGACUGUCCUGAAGAGUCGGGGGCGUCCACCCACUGAGCCUCUGCCUGAUGGAUGGAUCAUGACAUUCCAUAACUCAGGCAUUCCAGUCUACUUGCACAGAGAGACCAGAGUGGUUACCUGGUCCAGACCCUACUUCCUUGGAACCGGCAGUAUUAGGAAACACGACCCACCGACCAGCAGCAUCCCUUGCCUACACUACAAGAAAAUGAAGGAGCAUGAGGAAAAAGAGUUGAAUGGGGAAGUAGCCUCCACUGCAGAGGAGUCUCCGGUGAAACUCGGGGAGGAGGCCGUAGUAGGUGAAGGAGAGCCGGGGAUGUUGGUGGAAGAGGCAGAUCCCGUCCCUGCUGCCAGCGUCGCUGAGGGCGAGGAAGAGCAGCCCACCGACAACGGCCUGCAGAGCAAAGAGCCCCAGCCCUGCGACACGGCUCAAGGAGCCUUAGGACAGGUCAAGGCCAAAGUGGAGGUGUGCAAAGACGAGUCUAUAGAACUUGAAGAUUUUCGUCUGUACCUGGAAAAGUGCUUUGACUUUGAGCAAGUCACUGUCAAGAAGUUUCGCACCUGGGCAGAGCGCAGACAGUUCAACAGAGACAUGAAGAGGAAGCAGGCGGAGUCGGAGAGACCCAUCCUGCCUGCCAACCAGAAGCUCAUCACGCUGUCGGUCCAGGACGCUCCCACAAAGAAAGAAUUUGUCAUUAAUCCUAACGGAAAGUCUGAAGUUUGCAUUUUGCAUGAAUACAUGCAACGUGUCCUGAAGGUUCGACCCGUUUACAACUUCUUUGAUUGUGAGAACUCAAGUGAACCCUUUGGAGCCUCAGUCAUUAUAGAUGGAGUCACUUACGGCACAGGAACAGCGAGCAGUAAGAAGCUUGCCAAGAAUAAAGCUGCUCGAGCCACACUGGAAAUCCUCAUCCCUGACUUUGUGAAGCAGACCUCGGAGGAGAAACCUGUCGAGGGCGACGAACUGGAGUAUUUUAAUCAUAUCAGUAUAGAAGACUCAAGAGUAUAUGAGCUGACCAACAAAGCAGGACUACUAUCGCCAUAUCAGAUUCUUCAUGAGUGCCUUAAAAGAAACCAUGGGAUGGGGGACACCAGCAUUAAGUUUGAGGUGAUUCCAGGGAAAAACCAGAAGAGCGAAUACGUGAUGACAUGUGGGAAGCACACAGUACGCGGCUGGUGUAAAAACAAGAGGGUUGGCAAACAGCUGGCAUCUCAGAAGAUCUUGCAGAUGCUUCACCCCCACGUUAAGAACUGGGGCUCGCUGCUGCGCAUGUAUGGCCGAGAGAGCAAUAAGAUGGUGAAGAAGGAGAAUUCAGACAAGAGUGUGAUCGAGCUCCAGCAGUAUGCCAAAAAGAACAAACCAAAUCUUCACAUCCUGAACAAACUGCAAGAAGAAAUGAAGAAACUGGCAACUCAGAGGGAGGAAACGAGGAAAAAGCCCAAGAUGACCAUAAUGGAGUCAGCCCAGCCAGGCAGCGAGCCGCUCUGCACUGUUGACGUCUAAGUCUCAGAAUCACUGAGGAACCACAGCACUGAAACCCGUCACUGUUGACACCACAGGCCACCACCCACCGAUAACCGAGCGACACUACCACCCCACGGCAAUACGGACGCACCGCCCCGCUUCACCCACCCAGCAAGUAGAUGUGAGGGUAGGACGCAAUGCACUUACAGCCCCGGAGACGAUACGUUCUACCUCUACAGAUGCAUCCUUGCCUAAACUCAAGCCCAGCGGGAUCCAGAGAAGCGGACAGAACCACAGCAGAGGGAAAGUGCAUGCUCCCUCCACCACGGAAACACGGGCAAAGGCCGGUUUUCCCUUUUUUGAAGUGUUGUUUUCCACAGUCGCAGUCAUUUAGUACCAGCACUUGUGGGUUUGUGCUUGAAGUAUUUGAAAGGGUCUACUAAUGCUAAUAUUUAUGCCAUUUGUUUAUAGUGGAAACAGGACUCCUUGUUUGAGUAUUUUAAUGGUAGUUGUUUUGGAUAUUUUGGACGGUGUACUUUUUUUUUCCGUUCUUUUUGUUUUCCCAUUUUCCUCCGAAUGGAGCGCCAUCGCCUUGGUUUGCAUGAUUCACACAUGCGUCGUGAAACAUUAUCUUCAUUCAGAGCUGUUGUAAUGCACUCAUGUCCUGUCGGAUGUUUUGUGUGGAGUGAUGAUGCCGUCGGUACAGAAAUAACUGCGCGUGGGGAUAUUCGGUUGGCUUUAGUUUUAUUUUUGUUUUUUUGGGGGGGGGAUUGUUUUCUUUUCCUUUUGUUUGUUUUUUUUUCCUUAUGGCUUAAGAAGCUCCUGUCCUCCAUGCCAACACUGCUGUAAACCCCAGUGUAGAGUCAGAGUACUGUAAUGCGAUUAAGAAACAUUCUCUUAUUGCUUUUUAGUUUCCACUUGCUUUUUAUUCUAAAAUAAUAGAAUGCUAUCAACUCCACCUACUUGGCAAAUUGCAGUUGCUUUUCUUCUUAGGUGCCCUUUUAAAAAAAUAAAGUUGGCUACAUGUUGCCUUAGUUUAUCCAUUUCAUGAAGGGCUCGAUCUAAUGCAUUGGACCUAAAAGUAACAGAAAAAUACACCCUUCAGCAGGAAGUGGAAAGACCAAGCCCUAUAUACUUGAUAAUGCAUAUAUUGUCUAGGCAACUAGUGUUUUUAAUGACAUCCUGCAAAAUCCUACACAUAGGGAGCUUGACUUGCAGCAUGUGCAUAUUUUUAAGACUGGUCUUAAUGGAUUGUGUAUUUUGUGUCUGCAACCAUCAUGAACGACCACGAGUAGAAAACACUUUACAAAACGCAGCCUUGUAAAAGCUGAUGAAACUGUGUAUACCAAAGCUUACAAACAGUCUUAUGCAUUUUCUAGAAUCCAUAAUGUUGCUGCAAUCCGCGGAGUGAGACCAGACAUGGCUUUGAGAACACGGGGAAAAGGCACAAUUGCACCAGUAAAGUCAAACUGUGCGUUCUUUCAAAUAUCUGGCCUGUACUUUUCUACAAAUCAUCUAAGGAAACAUGCGUUUAAACAAGGCUCUUGUGAUAGUGUACGUUGCUUUAAGAAUGUGCUUCUCUGCUCUUUACGUGUCUUGUAUCACCAAGUUUGUGCUGGUGUGCGGAGUGGGGGGGAAAUGUUGGUUUUGUGUUGUACCAAUGAAUUGUUUGAAGCGUUGCUGCGUAGAGAUGUAUUGCAACCCGAGCUUUGUGACUUCAGUGCUAUUUGUUAUGCAAAAUAAAAUGUCUUGACUAAUGACUAAA